UGCAGUGAGCGGAGAUGCCGCCGCCGCUCCCGGGGUUCCCGCUUGCACUUGUAGCAGCGACGCUCGCCGCCAGACGAGAGCUAGUUGCUGCGCGGGCAAGCCCGCGCGCGCCCUUUCUCCCCCGAGCCUGGCGGCUGCAGUGCUCCGCAAAGGACCACCACUAGCGCGGCUCCCCUCAGCCAGUCCCCGCGGUGCUUCUGGCAAAAGUGGUGGAUGGGGAGAGUGGGCGAAAUGGCUGCCUCCCUCCCCGGCUCAGGAACAGUAGGCACCGCCACCCCCCUGGGGACAGCAGCAGGAGGCAAGUCAAUGCGGCAGCCUCUUCAGUGAGGGAGCAGCACCGAGGCGGGAGGAGCGAAGGACUGACCCGUGUGUCCCGCCGCCGACUCCAGCUCGGCGGGCGAAGGUGCGAGCUAGGAAGACCCCGCCACCCUCACCCCGGAUGCCCGCUGCCGCUGCGCCUGAAGCAUGGGAGCGCUCACCAGCCGGCAGAACGCCGGAGUGGAAGAGGUGGACAUCCCGUCCAAUUCCAUCUACAGAUAUCCCCCGAAAUCCGGAAGCUACUUUGCCAGUCACUUCAUCAUGGGAGGUGAGAAGUUUGACUCUACACACCCUGAAGGCUACCUCUUUGGGGAGAACAGCGACCUCAACUUUCUUGGGAACAGACCUGUACCUUUUCCGUAUGCAGCCCCGCCCCCCCAGGAGCCAGUGAAAACGUUGAGGAGCCUGAUCAACAUCCGCAAGGACACCCUGCGUUUAGUCAAAUGCACAGAGGAAGUGAAGACACCAGGUGAAGAAGUCAGCAAAGCCAAAGUCCAUUAUAAUGUGGAGUUCACAUUUGACACGGAUGCACGGGUGGCCAUAACCAUUUAUUAUCAAGCCACUGAAGAAUUCCAGAAUGGAGUGGUGAGUUACAUCCCUAAGGAGAGCCGUUUACAAUCCGAGACUGUCCAUUGCAAGCAAGGUGUCUGCCAGCAGUUCUGUUUGCCUUCCCAUACUAUUGAUCCCUCAGAAUGGACUGAAGAAGAGCUGAGCUUUGAUCUGGACCGUGAAGUUUAUCCCAUGGUGGUUCUUGCGGUGGUGGAUGAGGGAGAUGAGCAUAUGGGUCACUGCCAUGUAUUGCUGGCAACUUUUGAGAAGCAUGCGGAUGGCGGCUUUUGCGUGAAACCCCUCAAACAAAAGCAAGUGGUGGAUGGAGUGAGCUAUCUCCUUCAGGAAAUUUAUGGGAUAGAAAACAAAUAUAACACACAGGAUUCAAAGGUGGCAGAGGAUGAGGUGAGUGACAAUAGUGCAGAGUGUGUGGUCUGCCUCUCCGAUGUCCGGGACACCUUGAUCUUACCUUGCCGCCAUCUCUGUCUCUGCAACACCUGUGCUGACACCUUGCGUUACCAAGCUAACAAUUGUCCCAUCUGCAGAUUGCCAUUUCGGGCCUUGCUUCAGAUCAGAGCCAUGAGAAAAAAAGUGGGACCCCUUUCCCCCACCAACUUCAACCCUAUCAUUGCAUCCCAGACAUCAGACUCGGAGGAACACUCAUCUUCAGAAAACAUCCCCCCUGGCUAUGAGGUAGUCUCCUUGCUGGAAGCCCUUAAUGGUCCUCUCACUCCAUCCCCAGCAGCCCUUCCACUCCACGUGCUUGGGGACAGCCACGUGUCAGGCAUGCUACCCUCCUAUGGCAGUGACGGCCACUUGCCUCCCAUCCGGACGCUGCCUUCCCUUGAACGCUUGUCAGAUUGUGGCAGUCAAGGACAUAAGUUGAAGAAGAGCCUGUCCAAGUCAAUCUCACAGAAUUCCACGGUGUUACAUGAAGAAGAGGAUAAGACUUGUAGUGAAUCUGAAGUCAGGAUUUCCAGAAGGAAGUCUCCGUGUCCUCACGAAGAGGAAUGUGGUGUGACACCUGAGAGUGAAAAUCUCACCUUAUCCUCCUCAGGAGCAAUAGAUCAGUCUUCAUGCACAGGAACACCUCUCUCUUCUACCAUUUCUUCCCCAGAAGAUCCUGUUAGUAGCAGUCUGGCUCAGUCAGUCAUGUCUAUGGCCUCCUCCCAAAGCCAGCACUCUGAAAUCAGCACAGAUACCAUGUCUUCCAUGUCAGGCUCCUAUGUAGCCCCUGGCACUGAAGAAGAUGGAGACAUGGCUGCAUCCCCUGCUGUUGUCAGUGAGGUACCUUCAGAAGGAGAUUCAACCCCUGUUGAGUCUCCUGAUGCAAAUUUUGUCAGUAUCUCAGCAGAGGAGCGAGAUGCAGAGGGGAAUGAUGUCAUGGAGGAAGAGGAUGCCUCUCCCACACAGGAAGAUGGCCAAAGGACAGGCGCAUACCUAGGUAUGGAGUGUGACAAUAACAAUGACAUUGGCAACGCAAGCGUGAAAGUUCUGGACAAUAAGGUGUGCUCUGAGGCCCGCUUACCUGAUCUCCCAACAUCCGCUGACAACUCUCCGAACCACGGCCAGGUGCUGAGACACCACUUCUCUGAAAACGUUGACUUGGAGUUUGCUGAAGAUAUGCAGUCUUCAUCCUGUAGCCUUUUAGUUACCUUUCGAACAUGCUCAGAUGGCACAUCUAAGGGGUUAAUGCCAGAGAUCUAAUAUCAAUUAUAGACUGUUAAAGAUCUGGGCUGAAUUAUGGGAUAUAACACAGAGAGAGAAAGCUGUUUCAGUAGAAUUAACAUGUCUAAUAUAAACAAUACUUUGAUAAAGAAACAAGUGGCAUCCAGCAGCUUCUCUCAAAGUAGACAAAUAAGUAGCUAGCUCUAAUUGAAAAUUUUCAACAGGAGAAUUCUCUGUGUGGAAAUACACACAGAUGUCCCUCCCCUUGAGCAAAAGAAGUUAACUACAUGUGAAAGUGUGGCUGGGGAAAACAAAGAGAACUGGCAUAAAGUAGCAAUUUGCUGAGAGAGAUACUAAAUGCAUUAUUUGUACAGUAAUGUCCCCUGAAUUUCAUGCAUGAUGUUAAAGUCUGUUUAUAUGGGUAGAAACCCUUUAAAGGUGUCAUUAGUUAUGCAUUUGUUAAUUAUCAUGUUAACAUGUUCUCCUUGGUGAUGAGUAUAUGGAAAUCAUACCAAAGCAGCAGUGUGUAACCUUUUUUUACACUAAAAGAAUAAUUACGUGCUUGUUCAUCUAACAAACAUCUCUUAUGCUGCAAUCCUCUUUCCUCCCUCCCCAACUUGUUACUAGCAGUCUGGUGAAUCUCCAGUGUCUUCUUGGGACCUACAGUUUAGGAAUAUGUGCAUUAGAACCAAUGGAAGUUUUACAGUUUUUGAGAUAGGACCUCUUCUGGACUUCUGAAACCAUGGACAUAAAUGGCAUUCAAGCAAUUGCUGAAAACACGGCAGGAGCAAAACUACUAACUGUAGAUGUUUAGGUUUCUUCUCUUUUUAAAGCUGCUUUACCUGUCUUUAGGUGCCAUCCUAUUGUAGAUUAACCAUAAAGUACUACAGCUUGGCAAUCUAGUUCCAUGUACUAAUUCAGUGAGAAGGAUUCACUUGAAAUUUCCGUAAGAGUACUGGUAGUGGACUGCUUCAAUUUACCUUGAAUCCUUGCUUCUGGCUCUUUGUUAAGAAGCUGUAAUAACUGACAGUUCUUCACCGGGACAUAGAGUUAUUUCCCAGGUCAGACUUUCUGGAUGAUCUUGUGUAGCCUCCAGGGGAAGAAGGCAAGUUGUACCUUGUCACACCCUGCAUCAUUCCUCAUCUCCCCUUCAAGGAUAAAGAUGCAAAUCUGCUCAGGUACUAUCAUACCUUACUUUGUGCAGUCACAUAAAAACAAGUGUGUGCAUAGACAGCUUUUCCAUUGCAUACUUGGAUGGUCUUAUGAAAAAUAUCUACUGAGUUUAUAUAUAUAUAUUACCUGAUCAGUACAGAUGAAAACAUGCUAAAAGAAAACAAACACAGAACUACUUAGCUCUUGUUUUGGCUAAAUCUUCUCCAACAAGAAGUAUAUGUUCUAAAAGCAAUUGUGAAGAACAGAAUGAAGUGACAGGAUCGAGGUUUGAGAGGAAAAGAAACAUGGUCAGGAAAUACCUGUUUACUUUUGAAAAAGAAAAUUCAUUCAAGAUCAGGUGAAUUUUAUCCUUGGAUACCAAAGGAUAGAUGGUGUUGCAUAACCUUCUUUGAAAAAUCUUGGAGUUCAGGUAAAGUGCCAGACAGUUAAAGGAGGAUAAAUGCUUCCCUCUUUGAAAAGGAGAGAAAGAAGGAUCCAGGGAACUAGAGAUAAGUCUAAUAUCAAUAUUUGAGAAGAUUCUCAUACUUAAGGAAUAUCAAUUGAUAAUUCCACAUCAAGCCAGACAGAAGUAUGAAUUUUUGUUAAUGACUGGAAUGAGGAAGUGAAAAUAAUGAUUCUCAGAUUUGCAGACGACACCCCCAAAAGGCAGAAAUAAGGCUCAGAACAAUCUUGACAGGUUAGAGAAGUGGGUCAAAAAUAAUAGAAACGAAAUUUAAUAUAUAAGUGCAAAGUCAUGAAACAAAUCAAUUGUACAGGUAUAGAAUGGAGAAUACCUAACUGGAUACUGGUUAGAUUUUGACGUAGUUGCCACAAGUUAAAUGUGAAUCAGCAGUGUGGUGUUGCUGCAAAAAAUACAAAAGACAUUUUAGGCUGGAUUUACAGAAGUAUAAUUAUCAAAUUGCAGGAAGUAAUUGUUCCACUUUAUUGUGCCUUGGUCAGAUCUUAUCUUGACUAUCAAUUCCAGUUCUUGGCACCAAACAUUAAAAAGGAUUAAAAGAAAAUGGAGUAAGUUCAGAGAAAGGCAAUGAGAAUGAUCAGGAAGCUGGAAAUGAAGACCUGUGAAAAGAAGAACUGAGAAUAUUUGAUCAUGGGAAUAGAAGACUAGGAGGAAAAGAGCAUCUUCAAAGGCCUGAAAGGAUGUUCUAGAGAAGAAGGUCAAGUUCUGUUCUUUAUCCUCCUAGAAUUCAGGACAUGUAAUUAUGCACUUAAGUUAUCAGAAGGGAGAUUUCAAUUGAACAUUAGGAAAGGCUUCCUAACAGUAAAAGCACUGGAAGAAGUGGUGGGUUCCCCUUUACUGGAUGUGGAAAGUGGAUGCCAGACAGCCAUCUGUCAAGAAUUCCUGCACUGAGCAGGAGGUUAGAUUUGAUGGCUGAAAUGGCUCCUAGUUCUUUGAUUUCAUGAACAAUAUUGAUAAUGUUUUGAAAGCUCAACAACAGCAGCAACAAACUAGCAUAUAACCUUGGAUAAUAAUGUUCAGCUUGAAUGACCUUGAGGAGCAUUCACACUAGUGUCCCUUGAAGUGACUACGUGGGUCUGGAAUCUUCACAUGGUUUGGUGCAACUGGUGAACACCCAUAAAAAUACUCUGUCCCAUGAGCAUGACUUUGUCACACUCUUCUCAUUCAUCAUUUAGAAAACUAGGCAAAAGUGCAUUUUCUCAAGUUUACCUCACCUAUUAUGUAGUAUGCCUGUAAAAUAUCCAUAUACUGAGACAAUGCCUGCAAUUAGGACACAUGUUGACAAGGUUCAUGAGAUUGGCCUAGGUGAUGUGUAUAUACUUGAUUAUGUUCUCACCAAUACUCUUGAAACGUGUGUGGUCCUAAUGUUCCAGGCAUUUCUCAAAAGAUUGUAAUAAUGGUAAUCAAAUUGCAGAGAAAGAACUUCCCAGCAAGGCCAUCUAAAAUGUAGCUUUAUCUUGUAGCCUUUUUCUCUCAGGGACGAAGGCCAAGUUUCAUGCACCCCUCCCAGCCAGUUUUUGUUUUUGCGAAAACAGAAAUUGCCAGAUGCAGAAAUUGUGCCCAUCUGAAAUACGUUGAUGAGGAGACAGUGGGAGCAGAUAAGCAAGUGGAACCUCACUCAGGACUGCAGUUAUAUUAGACACUGGGCUAUGAAGGGUGAAGCCCUCUGGAUACACUUGUGUGCACCCAAGUGACAAUGAUGCAAUAUGUACUUAGGAUUGCAUGACUCUUUUAAAGAGUGAAUAAAACUGUUUACAAGGGAAAGAAA
This is a messenger RNA of Candoia aspera, 5933 nucleotides long. RefSeq names its product ring finger protein 157 (gene RNF157). Gene Ontology annotation, molecular function: ubiquitin protein ligase activity. The transcript has 20 exons. Gene Ontology annotation, cellular component: cytoplasm. NCBI's taxonomy places the organism in Eukaryota, Metazoa, Chordata, Lepidosauria, Squamata, Candoiidae. The record is from RefSeq and is a predicted model, not a curated record. Gene Ontology annotation, biological process: protein ubiquitination. Bases 466 to 2574 code for a protein of 702 amino acids.